Molecule: messenger RNA, 1521 nt
Organism: Endocarpon pusillum Z07020
Lineage: Eukaryota; Fungi; Ascomycota; Eurotiomycetes; Verrucariales; Verrucariaceae
Exons: 1
Coding region: 1-1521 (506 amino acids)
Source: RefSeq, a predicted model, not a curated record
AUGGUCCCUAGCUCUUUCCUGAACAGCUCAUCUCAUUCUGUCCCGCGGCACACGUACGAUGAAAAGGAGAACUCUAUAAGCAACACUCGACUCUAUGGUAAGCAAGCGACAUCAAAACAGCGCACCAGUCGCCCUCAAGCGCGUUCACCGCCGGCCACAGACCCAUCUCCAACGACCGCAUCGUCACCCGUUCGCAUCCCUAAAAGCAAUGAAAAGGCUCAUCUAUCUUCCCACACUAGGCCCGCCUCGCAUGGUCAAUCUCGUGCUCGAGAGGUUACCCAGGUACACAGAACACAAGCAGCCUCUGCUGCACCUUUGGACUCCUUGUUGUCCUCGACCGCAAUACCCAGGAGAAGACCGCAAGGGAGAAAGUCACAAAAGCUACCGGUUGGUGAUCAUGUUGCCGACUUUAGCAAAUUGCUGCUGGAGGAUGUCGAGUCUAUAGAUCUUCGAGCAACGGUGGGCAGCCUCGGCAACCCUCAAUUUGAGGACUUGUUUGGACAUUCGGUAGACAAGGGCGCUACAUGGAGAAACGCUGCUGGGUCCACCCCGGCUGAGACGCCUGUAUCUAUUCGAUCAAUGUCCACUGAAUCGAUGCCGUCGCUAUUGGUUGACGAUGAUCUUACUGAGAGCUUAUCUCAUGGUUUAUCAAGCCCAUCUCAACCAUCUCAGCGCUGCUCUCCAGAUCGACGGCCUCGUCUCUUUUCAACUUCCGAAGACUGUAGUGAUGAUCAUCCUCUUCAGCACCUUAAUAUACUGGAUCCCUUGUCAUCAAUGCGUGAGGAUACUAUCAUCCUGCCCGUGCCAUCACAAUCACCGCCGUCCGAGAAAGGCCGAGCUUCAUCACUACGCUCAAAUCUCACCGCCUCAUUGCGUGCACUAAAGACAGCAGCUCAGACGGUGUCAAGCCUCGCUACCCGGCCCCCGACGACUCGACCCGACGAUUUUCUUACACGGUCAAUCUUCUCAUUCGCACCCGAGCUUACCGACGACAAGCGGCCUCCACCAUCCGACGAUCCACCUUCUCCAGCGCUACGCAGGUAUUUAAAUCCCCACCCAAAGACUGCGACGCUUGCAUCAAGGUCCCCAGCAGAAUUUCAUUCCUACAACGAAUAUCCAAACCCCUCUCCUCCCACAAGGAACAACAGCUUAGGACCCACCUCAUCCCGCUCGCGCACCACCACCAAGUCCAUCCAGCUGCAAACCUGCAUCCCUUCCGCCGUCCGCUCCCCCAACGCCUCAUCCCCUCCCAUCUGGCUCGGUCCAGAUGGCACGCCGACAACGCAUCCAGACCUCCCCUCACCGGCCUUACCAACACCCAACCUGGCCCGCCAGCGGGAGCCAAGAGAGAACGCGGCGUUUCUGAGAAUCCUCGUCGCAGAAAUGAACAUGCGCAGGAGCGGCAAGUUCGAUGAUGCGAUGGAGAGCCAUGCUUGCGUUUGGCUACCGCCGAGGAAAGCGAUGGAUGGUCAGACUCUUCGGUCUGGGGUGGAGAGGUGGACUGUAUAUACUGCGGCGUGA